This is a messenger RNA of Pungitius pungitius (ninespine stickleback), 3838 nucleotides long. RefSeq names its product leucine rich repeat and Ig domain containing 2 (gene lingo2). The transcript is spliced from 5 exons. The record is from RefSeq and is a predicted model, not a curated record. NCBI's taxonomy places the organism in Eukaryota, Metazoa, Chordata, Actinopteri, Perciformes, Gasterosteidae. Gene Ontology annotation, molecular function: protein binding. The coding region runs from base 926 to 2767 and encodes 613 amino acids. Gene Ontology annotation, cellular component: extracellular matrix.
GAGAGAGAGAGAGAGAGAGAGAGAGACGGAGUGGGAGAAGAAGCGGCUCGCUUCAUUCCGCUGCUUUCUCAGCAUCCGUUCCGUGAGAUCCUCUUCUGGAGAGGAGAGAACAAACUGGAGGAGGAAAAGGGAGAAAAAGAGGGAGGAUAUCGAGGAGAAUAACACAUAAUCAGAGCUCACUGGCAUCCACUACCUGCUUUCACUGCUUCGGCAGAGCUGUCUGAAAGUUUCCGUCCAGGGGGGGGGGAAGCCCUCCCCUCGUUUUGGGGAUGAACAGCGGAUGCUGAAUUUCAUUCCUGAAGGCAGAAGGAGAGCUGUGAAUACCGGCUGGAUUCGCUGCUAGUGCGCACCAGAAGAGAUCCUACAGUGCAUUGGUCUCUUGCACAGGCAUUUUCCAGCAUUUCAUUAUUUCACUGUGCCAAGGUGGAAUAUCGGGGGGUGGGGGAGGCUACCUGGAAGAAAAUCCCCUGAACCAGGGAAGUAAAGGAGAACGGAUUAUGUGGAAAAAUCAAUGAAGGUCAUGCUGUUCAAAAGAGUAAGUUCUCGUCAGAAAAGGCUGUGAAUCGGGCUGAGGUUCUGAGAGACUUGGAGGAUCCUCUUACCAUUUUGGCAUCAACGAGCUCCGGACCCCUCCUCUUGUGGACUAUAGGGUUCUGGAUAAUAUUUCAAGACUGAAUCGCUCUCCCGGCAGGAAGCAGACAUGAUCUUUGCAGUGGUUCCAGUGUGACCCCGGAGUGAUCGACCCGUGAAUAGAGUCACACUGGGGGUUUUCUAAAGGACUUUCUUGCUUCUGUAACAGUCAAUUCGACAUCUGACAUCGGGAAGCCCUGCAGACAGAAGAGCCACAAUAAGGAGAGGCGCAGCAGAAGAAGAGAAUAGGCCAUGGCCGGGGGGAUGAUUGCUUCUGAAAGUGAACCGUGACAGAAUGGUCGACUGUCUGAGCAAAGUCAUGCUGCACACGGUCGUCUCAUGCUGGCAACCGUUCCUGGGACUGGCCCUGGUGGCCGUCUUGGUGGGCUCCACCCAGGCCUGUCCCUCGCGCUGCGAGUGUUCAGCGCAGACCAAGGCGGUCGUCUGUCACCGCAAGCGCAUGCCCAGCAUCCCGGACGGCAUCCCGACCGAGACCAGGGUCCUGGACCUUAGUAAGAACAAGCUGACCAUGAUCAACCCGGACGACUUUUUUGUCUUUCCUGGGCUCGAGGAACUCGACCUCAGUGGAAAUAUUAUUAGUUAUGUUGAGCCCGGAGCUUUCAACGGACUGUUUACGAUGCACUCGCUCAGUCUCAAGAGCAACCGCAUCAAGCUGAUCCCUCUGGGCGUCUUCACAGGCUUAACAAAUCUUACCCGACUGGAUAUAAGUGACAACAAGAUCGUCAUCCUGCUGGAUUACAUGUUCCAGGACUUGCACAAUCUAAAGUAUUUGGAAGUGGGGGACAAUGAUCUGGUUUACAUUUCUCACCGUGCAUUCAGUGGGCUUUUGAGCCUGGAGAUGCUAACCUUAGAAAGGUGUAACCUCACAGUUGUACCCACCGAGGCCCUUUCCCACCUGCAUAACCUGGUCAGCCUCCAUUUACGUUACCUCGGCAUCGGCUCUUUGCUUCCUCACUCGUUCAAAAAACUGUUCCGCCUGCGGAAUUUAGAAAUCGACAACUGGACUUCACUGGACAAUGUGCCGGCCAACGCACUGCACGGCCUGAACCUGUCCGCUCUGUUCAUAACCAACACCAACCUGUCCUCCUUCCCUUACCAAGCCUUGAAGCAUCUACCCUACCUGACGAACCUCAACCUGUCCUUCAACCGCAUCGGGCACAUUGAAGGCAGGAUGCUGGUGGAACUGGUGCGGCUUAAUGAGCUCCAUCUGGUCGGAACUCAGCUAACAACCAUUGAGCCGUAUGCCUUCCAGGGCCUGAGGGGGCUUAAAGUCCUCAACGUCUCUCACAACCGACUGGAUACGCUGGAGAAGCGAGUCUUUCAGUCCCCCGAGGCUCUUGAGGUUCUUCUGAUUGACAACAACCCCUUGGUGUGUGACUGUCGUCUCAUGUGGAUCCUACAGAAAAGGCACUCCAUCUUCUUUGGAGAAUCACAGCCGGAGUGCAGCACACCUGAAGGUAUCCGUGGACGGCCUUUUAAAGAGUUCAAGGAGACUCUCUUGUCUUACUACGUCACGUGCACCAAGCCAAAGAUCCGUGAGAACAAAACACAAGUGAUUACUGUGGACGAGGGCCAGCAGGCGAUGUUGAGCUGCAGUGCCGAAGGAACCCCGAGGCCCCUGGUGUCCUGGCUGUCGCCACGGCGACGGGUCCUGACAAGCAGGAGCCACGGAAGAGUCACUGUCCACAACAACGGAACGCUGGAGAUCAAGUCGGCGGAGGUGCAGGACGGCGGCGUCUACCUGUGCCUCGCCUCAAACAGUGCCGGGAACGACACCCUGAUGACUUCGUUGGCGGUGAAAAGCCUGGGAUCACUGUACGCCAACAGGACCCAGUACUACACCGACCCCAGCAACGCCACCGCCAACGGCACGGCCGGUGUGACCCUCGGCUUGGACCUAAAGACCAUUUUAGUUUCAACCGCCAUGGGGUGUUUCACGUUUCUCGGAGUGGUGUUGUUUUGUUUCCUGCUUCUCUUCGUUUGGAGCAGAGGGAAAGGAAAACAUAAAAACAACAUAGACGUUGAAUACGUGCCUCGGUCAAAGUCCAACGGCACUAAUGUUGACUCUGCGGAGGGACAAGCCGGUCCUCGUCGUUUUAACAUGAAAAUGAUGUGACUUCUUUUAUAAAUCCAAGGUUCUGGAUUGUGGAAACGCCCAAAGUACAAUGUAUUUUUUUGAAAAUCAGACUACUGAACUUCCCACUGCUUCAGGGAGAACGGUAGUGAAAACAUUUUGGGCAUCAAAAUAAGAUUAUCAGUAUGUAAAAUCACUGGAUCUUUACAUAAUGCUUGAAUAUACCGUGUUUCAAAUGAAGAAAGUGGCAGUAGGACGACCUCUGACGACCUCUGACUGCCAGCGGGAGACUUCUCCAACAUGGAUAAGGAGUGAAUACUUUUGCCGCCAUGGGGACCUGAAGGGGUGUCAUAUAUCAGCUUUUUGAAGUUUAUAUGCCCAAAAAAUGGACGCUUCAGUUUUACGUUGGAUCUACAGACUUGGCUGAACAAUGUACAGUAAUAUUUGUAAUUACGCUAUUAACCUACUUUGUUUAGUCUUGCGCCAUGCUUAUUCACUGAACAAGUCAACGAAACAGAUCAACAUUUCCUAUGUUCAAUACUUUGCAUAUGUGUACUUAAUGCUUCAUUGUGUACAUGUGUAUCCAUCCAAAAGAACUAUUCAUAGCAAUAUUCAUGGGAUGCAUUAGCCAAAAUUGAUAUAACCUUCAGACUUUUGAAGUUUUCAUGGAUUCAUGAAGGGCUUCUAUGGGUGAUCACAUGUUCCAGUUUCCCCAACUGACUCCUAGAUAUUAAUAAAUAUAUAUUAUUUAUCAAUGAAAAAAAAAAGAAGAAAAAAGAUUUUAUUCAUGGACAAUGUUGAGCGUUUUACAAAAGUCCUCAAACACUGUUCACUUGAAUGAACAAAGCGGUGACCCCGUAUCGGUUGAAGUACCUACAUGAACCACAUUUUUUGAUUUUUGUCCAUUUUAAUUACCUUAACUGUAAAUUUGCUGGUUGGCAAAGUACAUCUGUCAAUUUUACUACAGUGACAUUUGCAUAACUUUCCAAAGUAUGGAAUUUGGACUUUGUUGUGGUAGUUCCUCAUUUUGUUGUUGAGUCAUUUAGAUUGUGAAAACUUCAAAGUAAAAGUUUAAAAAAAAAUGUAUGUGAAAUAAAUGAAGAUGUAUUUGUA